Messenger RNA from Gavia stellata (red-throated loon), 1019 nucleotides. RefSeq names its product pseudouridine 5'-phosphatase (gene PUDP). The transcript is spliced from 4 exons. The record is from RefSeq and is a predicted model, not a curated record. Bases 8 to 709 code for a protein of 233 amino acids. Lineage: Eukaryota; Metazoa; Chordata; Aves; Gaviiformes; Gaviidae. Gene Ontology annotation, molecular function: phosphatase activity.
CCUCACUAUGUCCGCUUCCUCCUCCGCGGCCGCACUGCGGCCAGUCACUCACCUGAUCUUUGACAUGGAUGGUCUCCUGCUGGAUACCGAGCAUCUCUAUACAGUAGUGUUCGAAGAGAUCUGUGGGCGUUUUGGAAAGACCUAUACCUGGGAUGUGAAAUCCUUGGUCAUGGGUAAAAAAGCCCUAGAAGGGGCACAGAUUAUUCGAGAUGUUCUAGAUCUUCCAAUAACCAAAGAAGAGUUAUUACAUGAAAGUAAAAUGAAGCAGGAGAAGAUAUUCCCUACUGCUGAAUUGAUGCCAGGGGUUGAUAAGCUGAUCCGUCAUUUACACAAACACAACAUACCCAUAGCUGUUGCCACCAGCUCAGCUGAAGUGACAUUUCAGAUUAAAACAGCCAGACACAAAGAAUUCUUUGGUCUUUUUCAUCAUAUUGUGUUGGGAGAUGACCCCGAGGUGAAGUGUGGCAAGCCACAGCCUGAUGCAUUUCUAGUUUGUGCAAAGAGAUUUCACCCUCCUGCACUUCCAGAGAAGUGUCUUGUGUUUGAAGAUUCACCACUUGGAGUCAAAGGAGCCCUGGCAGCAGGGAUGCAAGUGGUUAUGAUUCCAGAUGAAAAAUUAAAUCCAGAUCUUAAAAAGGAGGCAACACUACUGCUGAACUCCAUGGAGGAUUUCAAACCAGAACUGUUUGGUUUACCAGCAUAUGAUUAAUGCCUAAUGUCUAUGAACAUGCACUUGACUGGAGAUCAGGAAAGUGGAAUGAAAUUUUGUCAUGGUUUUAUCAUUGUUUUGCAUCUUUUCCUCUCUUCCUUAAAACUAGAGCACAAAAAUCCUGUUAACACCAAGUCUUCCACACAGUAUCUUUGAAAGUUGGCUGGAAUGUUUAUGAUUUGUCCUCAUGAUAAAUGCUAAAUUAAAGCAGAGUUUUGUCUUGUGAAGUGAAUCCAGCCUUGUUCCCUGCACAUUAUAAUGUUUUCUGGGAAUAUCACAAAACUGUUUAGACAAUUUAUUGUAACUGCAU